AUGGGUCAAGGACAUGAUAAAUAUGAAUGUAAAAAUCCUCCCCCUGAUGAUAGUUUGGUAAGGUAUGGGCCUCAUCUGAGAGCUCAACAAAGUGUAUUGACAGAAAGGUACCAGUCAUCGGAGAAGAAUCAAGAAGAGGUCCUACCGGCGCGUGACGUACUCAACCACUCUAGGGCGUGGAGGGUGGUGAGGGUCGUAGACAACCAUGAGCAGACCUCGGACCAGGUAACGGCAGAAGAAUGUGAGCACUCAUCUGACACCAAUGAGGCGGUUAGGACAGGUGGAGUGAUUGCACUGAAGGAUGUGGGUGCAGCAAAUCAGUAUGGAAAGGAAACAGCUGUGAUCCCCCAUUUACAAGAUUAUCCUGCAGAGAAUGAAUUUCCACAAACACCCUUUAUCUCUUCCUUGACCCAUCUGGUCACAAAUUCAAGCCCAAACCUGGAUACUCAACCUAUGUUGUGUGCUAGCCCAAAAAGCCCAUCAAAACCACAUAACCAAUCAUUUGCAAUUGAAAACCCACUCAAGGGGAGCCUUGCAAGCAAGAGGAAAAUACAAGGAAUUCAGAGCGAGAGGCUUUGGCUGAACAUUGGCCUAGGAAUAAAAAUUUGCAAGGUGCAGAGAAGAGAAGAUGGAUUCCAUGUAGUACGGGAAGCUGUUGAUAGUAUAAGAGGGCAGGAAGAAAGUGUAAGUAUUACUGUGCAAGAUGAAAAUGUAAGGGUGAUGCAGAAUGAUGUAGAGAUAAAAGGGGACAGGAAGGAACAUGAGUCCCCAGCAGGAAGAAAAUCUGUGCACAAAUUCAGAGGAAUAAAGUCUACAAAGAGUGGGAGGAGCACAUGA
This is a messenger RNA of Ilex paraguariensis (yerba mate), 837 nucleotides long. The record is from the annotation of a GenBank genome assembly. NCBI's taxonomy places the organism in Eukaryota, Viridiplantae, Streptophyta, Magnoliopsida, Aquifoliales, Aquifoliaceae.